AUGGCAGCCGCCCCAGCCAACUUUGAUCCCGAGACGGCGGACAAUCUUGAGGAUAUUGAGAAGCAAUUCGCAGUGAAAGUCGUCCAGCACAUGUCCACAUACUGGUCCAUCCUCGAGAAGGUCCGAGGAUCGACGUUAAGGCUCACCAAGCUCGAUGAUGAAAUCUACACACAUUUGAAGGCCGAUUUCCCUGAGUUCGAUCCAGCCGCAAAGAUAGAUGAGGACGAGAUGAAGAGCAAGACAGGAAAGGAGAGGUGGCGGAAAUUCUUGAUGACAUACGAGAAGAAAGUCGAUGAUUACAACUUUGGCACAAUGCUGAGAGCAGAUGCAAAGGGGGAGUACGAAGAAAAAGAGACAAUCUUUGUCCCCAGAAUGCAAUUCUAUGCUGUCGAAAUCGCCAGAAAUAGGAAUGGUCUGAAUGAUUGGAUUUUCGAGAAGGCCCAGAAAGAGGCCACGGAGGCAAAGUCAUAA
This is a messenger RNA of Cadophora gregata, 471 nucleotides long. RefSeq lists its product as uncharacterized. The transcript is spliced from 4 exons. The record is from RefSeq and is a predicted model, not a curated record. Bases 1 to 471 code for a protein of 156 amino acids. Gene Ontology annotation, cellular component: cytoplasm. Lineage: Eukaryota; Fungi; Ascomycota; Leotiomycetes; Helotiales; Ploettnerulaceae.